Effrenium voratum is the source of this 524-nucleotide messenger RNA. The record is from the annotation of a GenBank genome assembly. NCBI's taxonomy places the organism in Eukaryota, Dinophyceae, Suessiales, Symbiodiniaceae.
AUGAUCUUGUACUUCCAUUUCGUUUGGACAAACAUGUGGCAGGAGGCUCAGAUCGUGGCGUGUGGUGGCUGGUCUUCGGAGCGCCCCGGCUCCGGAAAGGUUGAAAAAGGCCUGGGUCACUUGCGGCACUUCGCUGUGCAUCCCGACUGGACGGGCAAGGCGUUGGGCCGGCGCAUUUUCGAGGCGUGCGUGGAGCAGGCAAGGCAGGAGGGCAUCGAGGACUUCGAAUGCUUCUCCUCCCUCAACGCUGAGGGCUUCUACGCCAAGCUGGGCUUGCGCACGGUGGGCGUCAAGGAAAUCUUGUUGAGAGGCGACCUCCCGUUCCCCAGCAAGGUCAUGACCACCUUGACUACCCCAGCUUCCUGAUCGUGCUUGCGCGUGAGCGUGCGCGUUGCAUCAGCUCGUUUUAGCAACGUCUGGUUUGGGGCUGUAUUGUGUUGUUGUUCCCUCCUAGAGGCAACUCAAGCCCAGCUGUGUACAGUGUACAGUGCGGCGUACUUUUCUUGGAUCAUUUAGAGCACUUG